AUGUCGCAAAGAUCUGUACCGGCACCGUUUCUGACGAAAACGUAUGAGUUGGUGGAGGAUCCAGGGACGAACGAGGUGAUAUCGUGGAGUGAAAGUGGGAACACGUUUGUGGUGUGGAAACACGCAGAUUUUGCAAAGGAUUUGCUUCCUAAAUGUUUCAAGCACAAUAACUUUUCCAGUUUUGUUCGCCAACUCAACACUUAUGGAUUCCGAAAGAUUGUGCCAGACAAAUGGGAAUUCGCAAACGAGCAUUUCAAGCGAGGGAAGAAGGAGCUUCUCGCUGACAUCAAACGCCGCAAGACCGUGCCGCAGUCGCCUGCACUUCCACCGGGGCCCGGAAAAUCCGGCGGUGAUGGCAACUCUCCAUUAAACUCUGGCGGUGGAGACGACGCUGGGUCCACCUCUACUUCGUCAUCCUCCUCCGGUUCAAAGAACACUGGAGUGGUGGAAACAAACACAACACCUUCUCAUGAGUUAUCGAGCGAGAAUGAGAAACUGAAGAAGGAUAACGAAACGCUGAGUAGCGAGCUGGCGCGUGCGAGGAAGCAGUGCGACGAGCUCAUGGGUUUUCUCAAAAACCGUCUGAUGGUGGGGCCUGAUCAGAUAGAUCGCAUCAUGCGGCAAGGAAGUUGCGGAUCUGAGAAGGUGGUAGGUGAAGAAAGUGGAGGAGAGUGUUUGAAACUGUUUGGUGUUUGGUUGAAAGAUGAUACACUAGCGGACAAAAGACACAACCACCACAAGAGAGCCCGCGAAGACCAAAUGGGCUUCGGUGGGCCUCGGUUGAAGGAGUCCAAGCCCGUUGUUGACUUUGAACCUCUAAAUCUCAUGAUGAAGAGCAACAAGGUUUGCAACUGA
Molecule: messenger RNA, 855 nt
Organism: Sphenostylis stenocarpa
Lineage: Eukaryota; Viridiplantae; Streptophyta; Magnoliopsida; Fabales; Fabaceae
Source: the annotation of a GenBank genome assembly